GCAUGUUGGAUCCUCCCAGACCAGGGCUCAAACCCGUGUCCCCUGCAUAGGCAGGUGGAUUCUUAACCACUGCGCCACCAGGGAAGUCCCUAGGGUGCUGUGGUUUAUAAAAUGGUACACAUGUUUGCAGAGGGCUUAGAACCGUGCCUGUUACAGGUGGGCGCUCAGUAAACGUAAGCCAUGAUGGCAUUGACUUUAGGAGGAAGCCAAGAGCUCUCCUGCCUUUCUCCCUGUCACCUGCAGAGGCUGGCAGACUGUUAAGAGGCAGAGACCCGGAGCUGGGCAGACCCGAGCACUGCUUCCCCAGGCAUGGGUGCCUCCGUGUCAGUACCUCCACAGCCAUCCAGGGCCCCGCCUGACACUGCCUGCCCGGACCCACAGGGCAGUAGCAAUCAAGGGUGGGGGUACCGCUCCAGCGCACAGCUCCAGGGCUGCCUCCUGGGCUGCGGGGUGUUGGAUGGGAGGAGUAGGCGCUGGACAUGCAGCCCAGCCCCGAUUCCUCAGACACAUCAUCUUCCACCUUUUGUCCAGGGCUCCCACCCUCUCUCAGAGGCCCUCAGCUAGCAGAAGUAUCUCUCCUGUCAGCCCCAGGCAGGUGUCCCAUGGCCGUGACUCAGACCUCCCUGUGGCUGCCAGGGCCCAGGAGAGUACUUGAUGGCAGGACACAGGUGUCCCUGGGAAUUCUGGAGGCGUUGCCCCCCUGAAGCAUACCAGGCUUCCUGCCCCUCCCGCACUGUUAGGGGAAGGUGAGGGCGCAGGUGCUCCCAGCCGCCUGUGCGGAAGGGGCGGCAGGGGGUAGGUGAGCUGGCAGAGGAAGCGGAGCCUGUGUUCAGACCAGGUCAAGGGAGGAUGGCUUGAGCAAGGGUGGUCGCCAAGGCUCCUGCAGGAGGAGCUCUGGGUAGCUUAGUGUCUGGAAUUCUCAGCGUUUGGGCUUCGGGCAUUGGCCCCCAGGUCAAGGUGCAGUUCAUGGGCUUCCUCAGCAGCAGAGCUGGAAGGGUUUUCUGACAUCAUCCAGCAUUUUCACACAUGGAAUGUCUGUACUGUGCCUCUUCAGAAAGGUAAGACCAGAAGAGUUCUUACUGUCGGCCCCUCAGAGCAAGAGCACACACACCCCCAGAGGCGGAGGCACUCUCGGCUCUCAUGGCUUCCCACGCAAAGUCCCCCUGGUGGCUUCUCUCCCUGUGCAGCUGCCUCUCCAGCUUUCGGGGGGCCUUAGUUCCCCGGGGCCUUCAAUCCCCAAGGCAGACGUCAGAUCCUUUCCAUUUCUAGUGCCACUGUCAGCCUGACUGCAAGUCAGGGGGUCGUAUCAGGACUGAAUUUCUCUUCAGAGAGCCUCAUUUUCUUACCAUGGCUUGGUUUGUGCCAUGUUCCAGGAGGGGACACCUAAGCCUAACCUGCCCUGUGUUGGUGGCAAAACAAAGGCCUAAGGAGAGGAAAAGCCUUGCCCUCAGCCCCUCAGUCUGUCUAGGUCGGCUCCAGGCUUCCACCUUCCUUUUUAUUUUCUUUUCCAUCAGCUUCAGGCAAGGGACUUGAAGCCCUUUAGGCUAGAGCUUGGUGGAUCAUGGUGCCUGGACAGGGGAUCCCAGAUGGGGAGCUGGCAGCCCCUCCUACCCAGCACUCCUGGGGCCGCACAGGGAACAGUGAUGAAUGCAGGCUCCCUGCUGGAUCCUCUGGCACCCCCAGGCACCCCGUUUAUGGAGCUCAGAGGCCACAGACGCCCCCCAGCCCCCGCAAUGCCUCCCAAGUGUCCCUUCUCUGCUCAAAGGGCAGCGGCUGUGACGGGGCUCCCGGGCACAGGGUGCGCCGUGGCCUGGCCCAGCUCCUCAUGCCCCCGGUCUCCACCCGACAGCCACCCGCCUGCCCCUGCCAUGGAGACCUUCUUUAGGAGACACUUCCAGCGGAAGGCGCCAGGCCCUGGAGAGGGGCAGAGGCGGCCCGGCAGCGUGGGGCUGCCCACAGGCAAGGCCCGGCGCCGCUCGCCUGCAGGGCAGGCCUCCUCCUCGCUGGUCCAGCGGCGCCGCUCCAGCGCACAGCUCCAGGGCUGCCUCCUGGGCUGCGGGGUGGGGGCCCCGCGCUCCAGCCGCCGGCGCUCCAGCACCGCGCCCCCCUCCUGCAACCCCCGCUUCACCGUGGAUGAGGUGCCCGCCCUGCAGCCUGCCACUGUUGGGGCCCCGCGUCUGGACACACCCCUGCUGUUGGCCGGGCUCUUGGGCAUGGAUGAGGAGGAGGGGGUCCAGGAGGAGGAUGUGACAGUUGCGUCGUUGGCGGCCACCCAGCCAGGCACCAAGAGACCGGGGCCAUCCCCGCAUCGGGGAGCCCUGCCCGUGCUGCCCAUUCCCCGCUGGCGCCGGCGCCGGGCCUCCUCCCACCUGCUGCCCGCUGACGUGGUGAAAGACCGCGCCCUCUGGGGCCUGCAUGGUUACUACCGGCCCCUCAGCCCGCAGCGGCCCUCAGGCCAGCACCUCAGCCUGGGGGGCCGAAGAGCCUCGGGCACCGCAGCUGGCCCCAGGAUGCCUGCCUGCGUGCGCCCGCUGUCCCGCAGACGCCAGGUAGCCCUGCGGCGCAAGUCAGCCGGACCCCAGACCUGGAGUGCCCUGCUUGCGAAAGCCAUCACCAAGUCAGGCCUCCAGCACCUGGCACCCCCUCCUCCAGCUCCCGGGGCCCCGCGCAGUGAGCCUGAGCGGCAGAUCCGGAGCACUGUGGACUGGAGCGAGUCAGCGACGUAUGGGGAGCACAUCUGGUUUGAGACCAACGUGUCCGGGGACUUCUGCUAUGUUGGAGAGCAGUACUGUGUAGCCAAGAUGCUGCAGAAAUCAGUGUCCCGGAGAAAGUGUGCAGCGUGCAAGAUUGUGGUGCACACCCCCUGCAUUGAACAGCUAGAGAAGAUAAAUUUCCGCUGUAAGCCAUCCUUCCGUGAAUCAGGCUCCAGGAACGUCCGGGAGCCAACCUUUGUGCGGCACCACUGGGUACACAGGCGACGCCAGGAUGGCAAGUGUCGGCACUGUGGGAAGGGCUUCCAGCAGAAGUUCACCUUCCACAGCAAGGAGAUCGUGGCCAUCAGCUGCUCCUGGUGCAAGCAAGCAUACCACAGCAAGGUGUCCUGCUUCAUGCUGCAGCAGAUCGAGGAGCCGUGCUCCCUGGGGGUCCACGCCGCCGUGGUCAUCCCACCCACCUGGAUCCUCCGUGCCCGCAGGCCCCAGAAUACCCUCAAGGCAAGCAAGAAGAAAAAGAGGGCAUCCUUCAAGAGGAAAUCUAGCAAGAAAGGGCCUGAGGAGGGCCGCUGGAGACCCUUCAUCAUCAGGCCCACCCCGUCCCCCCUCAUGAAGCCCCUGCUGGUGUUCGUGAACCCCAAGAGUGGGGGCAACCAGGGCGCCAAGAUCAUCCAGUCCUUCCUCUGGUAUCUCAAUCCCCGGCAAGUCUUUGACCUGAGCCAGGGAGGGCCCAAGGAGGCGCUGGAGAUGUACCGCCGGGUGCACAACCUGCGGAUUCUGGCCUGUGGGGGCGAUGGCACGGUUGGCUGGAUCCUCUCCACCCUGGACCAGCUGCGCUUAAAACCACCGCCACCUGUCGCCAUCCUGCCCCUGGGCACCGGCAACGACUUGGCCCGCACCCUCAACUGGGGUGGGGGCUACACCGAUGAGCCCGUGUCCAAGAUCCUCUCCCACGUAGAGGAGGGCAACGUGGUGCAGCUGGACCGCUGGGACCUCCAUGCUGAGCCCAACCCCGAGGCGGGGCCUGAGGAGCGAGAUGAGGGGGCCACCGACCGGCUGCCGCUGGAUGUCUUCAACAACUACUUCAGCCUGGGCUUUGAUGCCCACGUCACCCUGGAGUUUCACGAGUCUCGAGAGGCCAACCCAGAGAAAUUCAACAGCCGCUUUCGGAAUAAGAUGUUCUACGCCGGGACAGCCUUCUCCGACUUCCUGAUGGGCAGCUCCAAGGACUUGGCCAAGCACAUCCGCGUGGUGUGUGACGGGACUGACCUGACCCCCAAGAUUCAGGACCUGAAACCCCAGUGCAUUGUUUUCCUGAACAUCCCCAGGUACUGUGCAGGCACCAUGCCCUGGGGCCACCCUGGGGAGCACCAUGACUUCGAGCCCCAGCGGCAUGAUGAUGGCUACCUCGAGGUGAUUGGCUUUACCAUGACAUCCCUGGCAGCACUGCAGGUGGGCGGGCACGGCGAGCGGCUGACACAGUGCCGAGAGGUGCUGCUCACCACGUCUAAGGCCAUCCCAGUGCAGGUGGAUGGUGAGCCCUGCAAGCUCGCAGCCUCAUGCAUCCGCAUCUCGCUGCGCAACCAGGCCACCAUGGUGCAGAAGGCCAAGCGGCGGAGCGCUGCCCCCCUGCACAGCGACCAGCAGCCAGUGCCGGAGCAGCUGCGGAUCCAGGUGAGCAGGGUCAGCAUGCACGACUACGAGGCCUUGCACUAUGACAAGGAGCAGCUCAAAGAGGCCUCCGUGCCGUUGGGCACCGUGGUGGUCCCGGGAGACAGCGACCUGGAGCUGUGCCGCGCCCACAUCGAGAGGCUCAGGCAGGAGCCCGAAGGUGCUGGAGCCAAGUCUCCGACGUGCCAGAAACUCUCCCCCAAGUGGUGCUUCCUGGAUGCCACCACUGCUAGCCGCUUCUACAGAAUCGACAGGGCCCAGGAACACCUCAACUACGUGACCGAGAUCACACAGGAUGAGAUUUAUAUCCUGGACCCUGAGCUGCUGGGGGCGUCUGCCCGACCCGACCUCCCAACGCCCUCUUCCCCCCUCCCCACCUCGCCCUGCUCACCCAGGCCCCGGUCACUGCCAGGGGAUGCUGCACCCCCUACAGGUGAAGAGCUGGUCGAGGCUGCCAAGAGGAACGAUUUCUGUAAGCUCCAGGAGCUGCACCGAGCCGGGGGUGACCUCAUGCACCGAGACGAGCGGAGCCGCACGCUCCUGCACCACGCUGUCAGCACCGGCAGCAAGGAAGUGGUCCGCUACCUGCUGGACCACGCCCCCACAGAGAUCCUUGAUGCUGUGGAGGAAAACGGGGAGACCUGUCUGCACCAGGCCGCAGCCCUGGGCCAGCGUACCAUCUGCCACUACAUCGUGGAGGCCGGGGCCUCUCUCAUGAAGACAGACCAGCAGGGCGACACUCCCCGGCAGCGGGCUGAGAGGGCUCAGGACACGGAACUGGCCGCGUACCUGGAGAACCGGCAGCACUACCAGAUGAUCCAGCGGGAGGACCAGGAGACGGCUGUGUGAGGCCGCUGCGCAGAAGGGCGACGGGCCGCCAGAGGACCAGCCCCUCCUCGCCCACCUCACUGCCACAUUCCAGGCAGAGGGCCACAGAGGGACCCGGGACCCAGGACCCAGGGAAGGAGCCCUGUGCUGCUCCCUGUGGAGCUGCCCAGACCUAGGGCUGGACUCUGAGGAGCUGGGGGCCAGGGGGUGGGGUGGGGUCUCACCCGGCCCCCUGAGGCCACAGCCUAACCCAGAGGCUCACAGGGGGCCAGGAGACUGGACUGGGCUGGGCAGACCACUGGGGGGGCUGGGGGGGCCCUCACCUUCCCUGCAGUGGGUGCCCUGGGGUUGAGGGCCCGCAGCCCAGAGGGCAGAGGGCCUUGAGGCCCUGUGAGGGAGCCCCCAGGAAGACGCUUCCUAAGCCUCCGGGUCCUUUAGGACCCUCACUCUGAGGCUCCUGGGAGCUUGGGCCCCUCUCCCGCCCUGACACCACCCCCCCACCCCCGCCCCCAGGGCUUCUUCCCGGAAACACGGAGCCUGCUGCAUCUGCCUGCCCGCUGCCCUGCUUAGCACCUACCCGGUGACCCUCCUCCCAAACCCAGUCAUUUCACCUCCGACUGUGUGGCCUGGGGGGUGGGGGUGGGGGCUUUCACGGUGACAUGUUUACAGCUGGGUGUGACUCAGUAAAGUGGAUUUUUUUUCCUUUC
Delphinapterus leucas (beluga whale) is the source of this 5917-nucleotide messenger RNA. RefSeq names its product diacylglycerol kinase zeta (gene DGKZ). The record is from RefSeq and is a predicted model, not a curated record. Lineage: Eukaryota; Metazoa; Chordata; Mammalia; Artiodactyla; Monodontidae. Gene Ontology annotation, molecular function: ATP-dependent diacylglycerol kinase activity; protein binding. Gene Ontology annotation, biological process: phospholipase C-activating G protein-coupled receptor signaling pathway. Gene Ontology annotation, cellular component: glutamatergic synapse; plasma membrane.